AUGCAGCGCUGGAAGGCGGCGGCCCUGGCCUCGGUGCUCUGCAGCUCCGUGCUCUCCAUCUGGAUGUGUCGGGAGGGCCUGCUCCUCGGCCACCGCCUCGGACCUGCACUGGCCCCGUUGCGCCGGCCGCCUCGCACCCUGGACGCCCGCAUUGCCCGUCUGGCCCAGUACCGUGCGCUGCUGCAGGGCGCCCCGGACGCGGUGGAGCUUCGAGAACUGACGCCCUGGGCCGGGCGGUCCCCUGGUCCGCGCCGUCGGGCGGGGCCCCGGCGGCGGCGCGCGCGUGCGCGGUCGGGGACACGGCCUUGCGGGCUGCGCGAGCUCGAGGUGCGCGUGAACGAGCUGGGCCUGGGCUACGCCUCGGAAGAGACGGUGCUGUUCCGCUACUGCGCAGGCGCGUGCGAGGCGGCCGCGCGCGUCUACGACCUGGGGCUGCGACGCCUGCGCCAGCGGCGGCGAGUGCGGCGAGAGCGGGUCCGCGCUCAGCCCUGCUGCCGCCCGACGGCCUACGAGGACGAGGUGUCCUUUCUGGACACGCACAGUCGCUACCACACGGUCCACGAGCUGUCGGCGCGCGAGUGCGCCUGCGUGUGA
Messenger RNA from Budorcas taxicolor (takin), 594 nucleotides. It is a transcript of the gene NRTN, whose product is annotated as neurturin. Lineage: Eukaryota; Metazoa; Chordata; Mammalia; Artiodactyla; Bovidae. The transcript is spliced from 2 exons. The record is from RefSeq and is a predicted model, not a curated record. Gene Ontology annotation, molecular function: receptor tyrosine kinase binding; growth factor activity; glial cell-derived neurotrophic factor receptor binding. The coding region runs from base 1 to 594 and encodes 197 amino acids.